Molecule: messenger RNA, 1431 nt
Organism: Ochlerotatus camptorhynchus
Lineage: Eukaryota; Metazoa; Arthropoda; Insecta; Diptera; Culicidae
Product: zinc finger protein 236-like
Exons: 1
Coding region: 222-1397 (391 amino acids)
Biological process (GO): regulation of transcription by RNA polymerase II
Cellular component (GO): chromosome
Molecular function (GO): chromatin insulator sequence binding
Source: RefSeq, a predicted model, not a curated record
UGUAGAAGGCAAAAUGUGAAGAAAAAAUGUCAAUAUAUUUCACUCGCAACCUUUUGCACCAGGCAGAAGAUGAAAUAGAUUUUUUCUACCUGUUUUCCAGUGGCUUAUAAGAUUGUUUGUAACGUGAUUGACGCCAAUUGAGUCGCUCUAAACAAUAGUGCAAUUGAUUGUUCGGUAGAUAACUUCGUACAAUAGUGUUUUAGUGUGCUACUCUGCUCUAGAUGCAAUCAAAUCUAUAUUCAGAAGAUUCAUUGUUCAGCUAUUGGAAUGAAUUUGACGGAGGGCCAACCAACUAUCCUCUGCCACCACAUCCUCAUCCUCAUCCUCCUCCUCCGCCUAUGAUGGGCCCGCCAUUCGAUAACGGUAUUUACAACUUUGUUCCGCCACCGGCCGGGAUACCAAUGUCCAUGGGACCAAUGAUUUCAGGGCCUUGUCUCCCCAAUCCUAUGAUGGGUCCGAUACAUCGAGGAUAUACCAGAUUUCCACCCCCUUUGGCACCGCUUCAAGUCAUACCACCACCAUCUAUACCACAGCCGCAACUACCGCCUCCUUUAAUACCACCUACUCAUCAUUUCAACUUUCAACCACAACCACCUCAACAACAGUAUCCGGUAGGUGUACCAUCAGUGCCAGUACCAAUAAAUCUGGAUUCAGUCAUUGUACGAGCUCAAGUGAGUGAUGCUGCUCCAGCAGAGGAAGUGGUGGUCAAAAAUGGCCAAGUAUUUCACAUCAGUUUUUUGGACGAUCCUGCAGAGCCUGAACAUCCAACACAUCCUACGCCUUCUAGUGAAGACGCGGAAAAAGAUGAAGAACGAGAUUGGAUCAAUUAUGAUGAAUUGCCAUUGUUGAAAAAUGUCACAGGUGGAGAGGUCGAAAACGGAGUAUUCAAAUGCGGAAUUUGCGCGAAAGAGCUGAAAUCUGCAUUGAAUUUAUACGUUCACGAACAAACGCACAAAACUACCCGGUUAGACUGCAAAAUAUGUGGAAAACGGUUCAAUCGAAUUGGCAAGCUAGAACACCAUACCCGAAAGCACCAUCCAGAAUCAGCAUCCGACGGAGUUGCCUCCCCAAAUAGCUCAUCCAGUACUCCAGUUCUGAACGACUUCAACAACUACUGUGUAGAAUGUGAAGAGUUUUUUACCACAACCGACGAACUGCAAAGUCACAUGGAACUAAAUCACCGUCUUAUUGACGACUCGAAUUUUCCGAAAGGCUUGAAAAAAUCGAUCGGUUGUCCGUACUGUGACGAAACAUUUGAGUGGCCCUGUCUGCUCAAAACUCACAUGACCAAGCACACGGGAGAGAAGCCGUUUAUCUGCGAGCGGUGCAAUGUUUCGUUUCGAUUCGUUCAAAGCUUCUAUCGGCACAAUCGGCGAGUUCAUGGACGGGAGAAAUAGGUUGUGCUCAUACAGGAGACACUGUUAGAAUAAG